This is a messenger RNA of Pseudozyma hubeiensis SY62, 5607 nucleotides long. Its product is annotated as ankyrin repeat containing protein. The transcript is spliced from 3 exons. The coding region runs from base 1 to 5607 and encodes 1868 amino acids. The record is from RefSeq and is a predicted model, not a curated record. NCBI's taxonomy places the organism in Eukaryota, Fungi, Basidiomycota, Ustilaginomycetes, Ustilaginales, Ustilaginaceae. Gene Ontology annotation, molecular function: protein binding.
AUGCACAGAAGCUGUGAGCUGUGCUCAGCCAACCGCUCGACGCGAAUUUGGCUGCAGCAAAUUGCCGCAGGGUUGGUGCAAGAGAAGCAGUUCCUGAGCGAGCUUCCGACUCCACUUUUCUCGACGACAACAAGUCACCGCAGAGACCGACUCGUCCCCCCAGAUCGCAUCACCUGGACCAUCCCCUCGCCUACGUAUCGUCACGUUAACAUCGAAGCAAAGCGUCAGACACUACGGAUCAAUCGGCGCUUUCGAAAGCACUCCCACUCAAAGUCGCUCCCCACAAGACUCGUCACGGCGCACUGCAUAGAUUGCUGGCAUGUGCGCGAUCUACAAAGAUUUCGCGCCGUACUCAAAGGCAGCCCGUCCGACAAGUCGGGCGCCACCCAGUCCAACAAUAAUGGGUCCUAUGGCGCCGGCGCUGGCUCUUUUUCAAAGUCGCCACACAGCCACAAGGAGUCAUCAGGGCCAUGUCCGCCUGCCGAAGUGAACCGACGCGAUCAUCUUGGCCGAACUGUCCUGCAUCACAUCGCCUCGAGCACCGAGCCUUGGAGUUACAGCUACCUCAACGCCAUCCUCUCCCAUCCCAGCGUCAAUGUCAACCUCCAAGAUGGCGAGAGCGGAUACACGCCGCUGCACAGGGCGCUCUACCUUGCCAACUUGCAGACUGCCAUCAUUCUUCUUCGUAGAAGCGACAUCGAUCUCCGCGUCAAGGAUUUCGAGGGCCUCACUGCUUUCGACCUCUACAAUUCGACAGUCGCAGGCACCAAUCCUCCAGCAGAUGCCUUGUCGUCUUCGCACUCGCAUCGACAACACCACUCACGCAUCCUCACACAGCUCUUCACCUGGGGAUCAAAUCGCAACUACAAUCUCGGCCUUGGCGACGGCGACGAUCGACAGCUGCCAGACAAGAUUACACUACGUCCACCAGCUCCGACAAACAGCAACGGAACACAAUCAAUAGAGGAUGCGUUUAGAUCAUCUCUGCCCGCUGGCAAGAAGUUCGACCGCAUAGGGAUCAGGGAAGUUGCCAUGAGUCGUCUCCAUACUGUCGUCUUGACCGAUCAAAAAGCCGCCAAUGUCUGGGUCUGCGGUCUCGGCAGCAACGGUCGCUUGGGCAGAUCACCGCAGACGCAGACCUCGUUCGAGCCGCUCAAAGAUUUCAAUGAGACCGCCCGCUCCGUCGCCGUCGCUCAGGAUCACACGCUCAUCAUCACAGCAUCCGGCGCCGUCUAUUCCUUCGGUCUCAAUCGAUUCUCCCAGCUCGGCUACACCAUAGAGCAGGGGUUCGGCACUGUCGCUUCCACGUCAGGCAAGCUUGGUGCUGGAGCCGGUGUUACUUUCGGUCAACCCGCUGCCCCUCAAAAUAUCGAGCUCGAUAUCCAAGUCUCUCCUAGACGGAUCGUUGGUCCUCUCAAGAAGGAGGUUGUCCUCGGCGCCGCUUGCAGCAAGCUACAUUCGGCCGUCUACACCUCGGACGGUCUGUACACAUGGGGAACGAACACCGGUCAGCUCGGAUACGACAGAAGCGGUACAGCAGUGCAAGUCCAGCCACGCAAGGUCACAGCGCUUGCCGCAGGUGCGGGCAUUCAGGAGAUUGCCGCUUCCGACUUUGGUACAGCUUGCCUGAUGGAAGGCGGUGACGUCUUUGUUUGGCACAACGACACGCACUUUCGCAUCAACUUUCCUCUCGCCCGCUUCUCCAGCAGCAUCUCUGUCUUCAGGCCAAGGCAGGUUCAGCCCAAGACCCUCAUUUCCAAGCUCACCAGCAGUGGCAACACAUUUGCCGCCCUCAGUGACAUGGGCGAUCUGUUCACGUUCAACCUCGAGCAUCCGUCCGAGUAUGGCAGCACAGGAGGGUCCGGCAGAGCGGGUGCGCCCGUCUCUUCAGCCGCAAAGUCCUCGGCAGCCCAGUCGGCGCCCAAGCCUCAGUUGCUUUGGUCGGUGCGAAAGAAGUUCACUGCCGUUCGAGACGUCGCCAUCGGUGCCGAUGGUUCCGUCAUUCUCUGCACCGAGAGCGGUCACUGCUUUGUACGCCCACGCAGGAGUGACGCCAGCGGAGGAGGCAAGGGUGGUGGCGGCAAAAACUUCAAAUUUCAGCAGAUCCCAUACCUCCAACGUGUGGUCAAGGUUGCUACCAGCGAAAGCGGCGCACUUGCUGCCAUCAAAGCCGACCCUGGAUUGCCAGACGUGCGAGUCAAGGGCCGAUCCGUCGAGGAGGCGGUCCGCGAUCUAUUGCCUCAUCUCAAGGUGCAGACAUUGGGUCAAGAGAACGAAAAGGAAAAGGGUAUCACGACAAAAGUCAUCGAGAUCGCCGACGUUCAAGGCGAUGCUGACUCGGACAGCGAUUCGGAGGACGAUCGUCGCCUUGAAGCCGGCAAGACCGACACUGGAAGAUACGCUCGGAUGGCACUGCUGAUCGUCGAGGCCGCAAAACGUUGGGUCGCCGGUCGAAUGGUUUCUGGUGCCGAGGACGAAUCAUCUCCUGACCUGACAGCGUCACAACCCCUGUCUACCACAGCAAGAAGACAGGCCUUCUACGGUCCUCAUAAUCUGACGCCGCCUUUUGGCUGCGACGCCUUCCUGAUCGCCGACGGACAUUACCUGCCUGUUCACAAAGUCAUUCUGAAAGCGCGCGUUCCCUCUCUCCAAACGGCGCUGCAGGAUCCCAGCGUCAAGGAACGGUUGCCUGCAGGCAUCAAGUUGGCGACGAGUGGCAACACCAAACACGUCUUGAUCCUGACUCUCUCCAACUGCAGCUUGGUCUCGGCUCUGUUCCUGCUGCACUACAUCUACUCGGAUGACCUUCCGCCAAUAUGGGUCCCGAGCGUCGGUCUUGUCAUCGACAAGGAGCUCAAGGCAGCGAAGGUCGAUCGAGCACGUAUCCAGGAUGAGCUACGCCUCCUCGCAGAACGUCUCGACCUACCUGCUCUUGCUGCCAGCAUCAAAGCUAGCAUGCCGCGUCCACCGGAGCCGACGCUACGCGCAAAUAUGUCUGCCCUGUUCACGUCUUUCGUCGAUGUCGACGUUGAAGCGAUGCAACAAGGCAAGAGCUUCAACGAUGUGUUGCUUCGCCUCGAAGAUCGCACCGUGCCCGUCCACUCGGUGAUUCUGCGCAGGUCGCCGUUCUUCUCUGCCCUCUUCCAGCCUCACUGGACCGCUUCGCGUUGGGACAAGGACAAUGUCAUCACUCUUGACAUGAGCCAUCUGCGUUGGGAGGUCGCACGCAUUGUGCUGAUGCACCUCUACACAGACAAUGGCGAGACGCUCUUUACCGGUUGCGAUGCUGAUCGAUCGUUGGAGAUGUACAUGGAUUUCCUAGUUGAAGUCAUGGCCGCGGCAAACGAGCUGCUGCUUGACAAGCUCAAGCUUGUUGUCAGCUCUUUGCUACGAAGGCGCAUCCUUGCGCAUACUGUCGGUGCCGUUAUGACGGAAGCUGACUUAUACAAGGCCGAUCAGCUCAAAGAUAUCACCAUGGACUAUUGCACAAAGAGCAUGGAGGCACUGCUGGAGGGCGGACGUCUCAACGAGCUCGAUCAAGGGAUGAUCCGAGCUCUCACCGUCUACGUUCGACGCAAGCAAGACGAAAAGGUGCAUCGCACCUUUGCAGAGGACCGCCUCGCUGCUCUGGUGGAGAAGCACAGAGAUUUCUACGAUGAUCUCGACAUUCCGCCGCCAAGCUUGCAUCUCAUCGUCAACAAGGUUCGUCCGAAGAAGGGCGCAGGGCUCGCGGACAUGAAGUCGCCUCCUUUCUUGGCACAGGAUUCAAAUCGACGUUCAUCGAGCGCCCGCUUCGGCGCCAAGACACCCGCUAGUCCUGAUACGUUGCGACCUGUAGGCGCUGGUAUCGCGCAGCGGUCCAUGGACGAGACCUCGGAGGUAUUCUCCAUGGACGAAGACGACCUAGCAACGCCUCGAAAGGACGCAAGCUCGUCUCGCACCCAUGGAUCGCCAUGGGCUAUUCUGCCUCAGGUCGCACAUCUCAGUCUCGACGAUACUGUCGAGAAAAGCUCGCCGUCGCGGCCCUGGAAGUCCCGCACUGUCGAGGCCGAGAGAAAGCAAGGCGUCAAUGAGUCUUCCGCCUCGCCGGCGCUUCGUCCCGCCGACCCGCCGAAGGACCUGCGCAGCAUCAUGGCUCUGGAACAGCAACGUCAGCAGACCACUGUCGUAUCCCACCUUUCGAAUGCCACGACUCCCAGCGGCUCAGGAACGUCGACGCCAGUCCCCAAGUCGGUCGCUCCAGGCUUUGAGCUGUCGUCGAUCAGCGUUGCCAGUACGCGUCUUUCACAGAAAGAGCGCAAGAGGCAGCAACAGGAAGCAGGUCUAGCUGCUGCCGCUACAGCAUCAGCGCAGCCAGCUCCGACGCGCAGUGGUAGUGUUUCGUCACCAUGGAAGAUGGCCGAGUCUGGCUCAUCCCCACCGGACAAGCCUGCUGCCUCUUCGCCUUGGAGUAUGAAAGCCGCCGCAACGACAGCCAUGGCGCUUGGGACCUCUCACGAGGGCACUCCACCUCUUUCGUCUACACCCGGCAGCCGACGUCCUUCAGCCGCACCUUUGCAGCCGGGUAGCUUCGCCGGACAGGGCUCGCGACCGUCCCUUUCGGAUGCCAGCGCGUCACCGGCCAAUGGGCUCGGACCGACCUAUACACCGUCGCGCAUGGGCGCCAAAUCCACACCAAAGCGGAUGAACACGAGCGAAGCAGUCUGGGCUACCCCAGCGGUCGCUCCCUCUCUGGGCGCCUAUGGCACCUCGCCUUCUCCAACGCCAGCUUUGAAUGCUUCGCGUGUCGGAAGACCGGAAGUUCAGCGAGGCCCCUCAUCCAAUUUGUCUCGUUCACUUCUGAACGCCGACGCUCAAAAGGUAGCGACGGAGCAAGUCGGCCCGCCUGCAUCUCCAGCGAAUCUGACGUUUGCUCAGAUCCAAGAGCAGCAGAAGAUGGCGAUCGAGGCAGAACAAGAGACGAUGCGACAAGCCGCUGCAGCUCGCAGAAGCUUCCUCGACAUUCAGGAGGAAGAGCGACAGGCAGAAGAGCGUCGCAGGGAAGAGCAAAAGCAGGCAGAAGAGUUUGAAAAAUGGUUCGCCGAGGAAUCGAAACGGCUGCAAAAGGAGAAGAAGGGCAACAAUGCUGGAGGAAAGGGUAAGGGGGCGAAGAAGCUAGGCAAGCAAUCACAGCAGCAGCAGCAGCAAUCCUUGGGCUCAAAUCAGAAAGCGUCCAAGACAGGUCGGGAUCCGGCACAGGCCACCUCAGUGAAUGGUAACUCUACAAAAGCUAGGAGCGACAAGACGUCGGAAGCCGGCAAGCAGAGUGGAGCAAGCAAACCGAACGGUAGGCAAGCAAGCGAUGCGUCGGCAAACGCCGACCGCACGCCGAGCAAGAAUGCGGCAAAACAGGAUGCUGCGGAUGGCAACGACAUUGGCAAGAAGGCUUCGCCGAAGGGCAAUACCAAGGGUCAGAGUAGCAACGGUGCGGACGGAAAGAAGAAGCCGGCUGCACCUCCAAUCGCCUCGCCCAUGCAGCAUGGUCUCCCAUCCAAGCCGUCAGCGAACACAACCCCGAACGCCAACCUAUCGGCAGCUGCGCCCACCUUCACUCCUCGUCAAGGUUGA